GAAACAGAGACAGAGAGUGUGUGUCAGAGCCUUUCAAACCCUCGGAAGUUGCCAAUCGUCAGAAAUCAUCUCAGACGAAGAUCAUGCCUGUACCACAAAGCAGAGUCCGAAGGACUCACUCGGAGAGCAGCUUCUCACACCCAAGCUCACGGUCCGAACGAAGCUCACACUCACCCGUCCCGGCAUCCCCAGAUUCCCUCCCAAUGUCUCCAUCCUCAGUCCUCAGCGGCAGCACCGCAUACACCACCAGCAGUCGCUACCAGCCCCUCACACCCCACGGCAUGCCCAAGUCCCCGAAACUCAACACAAAGGGCCUGAGUCCUACCAGCCACCGCUUCGACCCCGAGCCGCGAUCCCCAGCUACGACGGCGUACACACAGCCGUCCUUUGUGUCGGAAUUGCACAUCUCCCCCGUCUCCCCUGAGCGCACCAUCCUGCCUCGUCUCACGUAUAUGCCCAAACGCUCCGGUGCCCCCCGGAGUCGGAGCGAGUCCCGCUCCCCGCAUCGAGCGAGGCACGAGACCGCGUCCUGUGCGACGUGUAAUAGCUCGCUCUUCAAGCGUAUCAGCGACAAGGUGCGUCGGAUCAAGCUGCAGCGCGUGCCGAAGAAGAAGUCACCGAAGCCAGAGAGGCAUUUCGAGGUUGAGCGCGUGCAGGAUUUGCAUUGGUCUGAACUAUGA
This is a messenger RNA of Pseudovirgaria hyperparasitica, 680 nucleotides long. RefSeq lists its product as uncharacterized. Lineage: Eukaryota; Fungi; Ascomycota; Dothideomycetes; Acrospermales; Acrospermaceae. Bases 84 to 680 code for a protein of 198 amino acids. The transcript has a single exon. The record is from RefSeq and is a predicted model, not a curated record.